UGCAAGUCUUUUUUAGGAUUCAAGGGCUGCUGACUUUCAAGGAAUAAGAUUUCUGGUUAUGUACACAAAAGUUCAUUAAUUGUGCUUCAUCACAUUUGAUGGGCUCCUUUAGCUGAAAAAUUUCCUUAGCUCUCUCAAACAAUUUCGAUUAAUUAGCACAGGGUGAAUUGGCCAUCCUCACAUCACAGAUCAAGUAAGAUGACUUCAUGUUUUCCCCGAAGGGACGAUAAUGGUUUCGAGAAUGGUGCAAUGUUACUAAAACAGUUGAUUGCCACUUUUAAUGGCAAAUGUAAUCCUAUUCGUAAUUUCUCCGAGACGGAGCUCAGGAAAGCAACAACUAAUUAUGACGAUCAGAGAUCAAUUCUAACAAAAACAAUUUCUUAUAAAUUGUACGAUGGCUUUCUACAAGAUCGUCAGAUUUCUGUUAUGAAGUUUCAACCCAUUAUCUUCCUACAAGAAGAAGAAGAAAUCAAACAGGCCAUCAAUAACAUUAUAUUUGCGACACAAAUGAAACAUAAGAAUUUUUUGAAGUUGAUUGGAUGUUGUUUAGAAACUCGAAUUCCCAUUCUAGUUUUUGAAUCCGUUGGAUGUACGACACUUUUUGACCGUAUUUUGGGUCAAUCUCAACCCCAUCUUGGACCUUUAUUGUUGAAACUCAGGUUAAAGAUUGCAAUGGAGAUAGCUAAUGCACUUGCAUAUCUUCACCUUAGAUUCCCUAGACCUAUUGUUUUUCUAGGCCUCUCACCAAGGAACAUUUUACUAGAUGAGCAAUAUGUUGCAAAACUAUUUGAUUUUUCAGUAUCUGAGUUUAUUCCAGAGGGUGAAACUCACGUGGAAAGCCCUUUGCCGACAAGAGGAGGGCGUGAAUAUGUUCCACCUGAGUGUUUACUUGCAAGGGCUUGCAAUAAGAAGACUUGCAAUGAGAAGGUUGAUGUCUAUGGCUUUGGUGCAUCGCUGUUUAUGCUUUUGAGUGGACAGAGUGUAAAUAACUUUCUCAAGAAUGAAGAUUUUCAGAUGGAGAAUAUUGGACCUGAUAAUCUAAAUGAAAUAAUAGAUCCGACAAUUGUUGGAGAGGGAAUAUGUUCGGUAAAAGAACAACAAUUGCUAGCUCUUGCAAGGCUUGUGUCACAAUGUUACUCUAUUGAAGCAGAAGAUAGGCCAAAUAUGAUAGAUGUGGCAAAGCAACUCAGACAAAUGUAUAAGUCUAGUUAGCAAGUCAUCAGUUUAUGUAUUAAGGAUUCUGCUUUCCUUGUUUAUAGAUGUAUAUAUAAUUCAUGCUUUCAUUUCCAUGGCAGUGGUUGAAAACCUUCAAAUAAACUAUUUAUUAAGCUUUUGAGUGGAAGUAGAUUUUGUCCAUGCUUUUGUA
This is a messenger RNA of Pistacia vera, 1366 nucleotides long. RefSeq names its product non-functional pseudokinase ZED1-like. The record is from RefSeq and is a predicted model, not a curated record. Lineage: Eukaryota; Viridiplantae; Streptophyta; Magnoliopsida; Sapindales; Anacardiaceae. Gene Ontology annotation, molecular function: protein serine/threonine kinase activity; ATP binding. Gene Ontology annotation, cellular component: plasma membrane. Gene Ontology annotation, biological process: protein phosphorylation; cell surface receptor signaling pathway. The coding region runs from base 199 to 1212 and encodes 337 amino acids. The transcript has 2 exons.